Molecule: messenger RNA, 2329 nt
Organism: Lethenteron reissneri (Far Eastern brook lamprey)
Lineage: Eukaryota; Metazoa; Chordata; Hyperoartia; Petromyzontiformes; Petromyzontidae
Cellular component (GO): plasma membrane
Molecular function (GO): protein binding
Source: RefSeq, a predicted model, not a curated record
CGCACGUGACCUUUGCAAGGAACUCGCAGUAAGAAAAAACACGAAGAGAAAACUUCCCACAGUGUCACCAAGCAAUUGCCUAGUCUCUUCGUUUAGCAUUGAAUCCGGCUGCGAUUUAACUGUUAAGAGCGAGAUUUGUAAAAAAAACACCUUUGGAGGUGACAAUGUAGACAAGAAGCUUUCGAACUCAGGCUUCUGACAAGAGUGGUUCGAGAAGCGUGACAAGAGGGCGAGGAGACAGGAGAGAUAUAGUGGAGAAUAUAGAGAAACAAGACAGAUGUGGAUUUUUCCCUCCACAUUUAGAAUCAACAUCACGCGUUUAGAUUUACGUGUCUGCUCUACAAUUCCACUUGAUAAGCCACUUCGUUGAGCUGCUAUCAUUUGUGAUAGCCAGGUUGCUCUUGAAAAAGAGUUACACAGCUCAGUGGGGCCUUAACCCGGUGAAAUAAAAAAAUAUAGUUUAAAUGUAGUUGAAGAGAAAAAUAAUAUUACAGAGCCGUCAUAGGAGGUGAGAAAGAAGUCGAUUGUCUGAGGGCGAGGAGUGAGGAGCGAUGAACUUCAUGACCAAGCGGAGGAGCUCGCCUGGGCUGGCGCUGAGAGGAACAAUCCUACUGAUGGUGUGUUGUGCACUGCAGGAGCCGUCUGCCGCCAAGGAGUGUGGAGAUGGAUUCUACAAAACACCACGAGGAGUCUGCUGCCGGUUGUGCCCUGCAGGGACGUUCAAGGUGAAGGACUGCACAUCUGAUGGAAGGAAAGCUUUGUGUGACCUGUGCCCUAAGGGCACUUUUUUGCACAGAGACAACCAGGACGAGAAGUGCUCAUGGUGCAGCAGCUGUGGUUCCGGCGAGGAGGUGGCUGUGAACUGCUCCGUGGCCCAGGACACGAUGUGUCGGUGCAUGGAGAGGCUCAAGAGAGAUGGCGAUUCGGGAAUUUGUCUGCCUGAGGAGACACACUCAGACGCCACGUCAGUCGUGUUGGCAGCAGUCCUCAUCUUCUUCGUCCUGACUGCACUCGUGUUGCUCAUAGUUAACUUCAACAUGAAGCAGAAGUGGUUGACUUUUAAAAGGAUGUUGAAGCGAUCCGACACUCCUACAAAUUAUGAGCAUGAUGAAAAUCUAUCGCUUGUUCAUAUAAUGCGAAAUGAACACAAGGUGCCAUUUGGAGUUCAGAGGAGCAAUGAUAGCAGCGAUACAAUGCAACUCAUCCAAGAGAACAAAGAGAAUCUCAAGACCUGGAUCGGAACGGAUCCCUCGGCUUUCCUGGAGCAUCUCAACGGCCUCAAUUUGAUACCACGGCGUGUUCAUCAAGCGGCUGUCGACAAGGGCGGAGAGGAGAGUGUGGAGCUCGUAUUGGACCACUGCAUCAGCCAGGGAGAGUCGGGCUGUGAGAAACUGUGGGACGCCCUCUACUCUGUGAGGAAGCAAUACGUGCAGCUGUGGAUGUGGAUUCAGAAACACGGCGAGGCAUUGAGGGCCAUUCGAGAUAAGGAGUCGGAUCUGAAGCUGUGGAUUGCCAAAGACCCCAAACAUCUUCUGCUCCUGCUGAUGAGCCGAGGACGAAUCUCGAACGAGCUUUUCACUGAAGCCAAGAGCAUCCGGGAUGGCGCGGAGUGUGCGGAGCUGCUACUCAAAUACUUCAUAGAGAGAGGGAACGAUGACUGCCUCAGGCUUCUGUUUGCUGUGCAAGCCGUGCGGGACGAGUAUCCUGGAGUCAAGGAGUGGCUGGAAGGCCUUGGCUUCCUCAGGAGACUCUCCACGUGCCCCGUGGAUCUGAACAGCUACAGCGAAAAUUUCCUCCGGGACAAAAUCCGCUUCCAGACGAGGAAGCUGCUCCUGGCACUGCGGGACGACCUGACGCCUCUGGUCUCCCAAUUGCAUAUCAGGAACAUACUCACCGACAACAGUGUGAGGGAAGUGAAAAGAAUGCAAGCUCGGCAAGGCAGCGAGAAGGCGACGCAGCACAUGGUGGAGUUGGUGAUGGCGAGAGGGCGACCCAGGGUCAAGCAAUUCUGGGAGGCGCUGUGGGACCUCAGGGAAAGUUACCCAGACCUAAAGGACAUCUUUGAGAAAUUCUAAUGGUUGGAACCAGAAAGAGAGGAAGACCUAACAGAGAAUGGCUUGACGACAUCAUAACGAGAUUGGUGCCAGAAAGAUGUGGCCACUACUUGAGCAGAUUGACACUACAAGACAGAGAGAGGAAAUUGGAAACAACAAAUCUUGAUUUAAAGCUUUCGUGACGGCAGAAAUUCAUACUCUCUGGGUCUUUCGGUAAAGUCACGUAGAUAGAAUAAGAUUAUUAUUCUAAAUAGAAUAAUAAUAUUUUUAUUCUG